CCGUUAUUGUUUGCAUUGUUUACAUAUAAACGUUAUAACAACAUUCAACUUUUUUUAUUUAUCAACUGUCGAUGCUUUGAUGUAGAUUAAUAAGUACGACAUAUUAUCAAAGAAUUCUACCAAAUUGAAAAGCCCGGAUUCCAAGAUUUCGUGGCAUUGAAACGCUGCGCAUAAUCGUCAUUCACACACUAUGCACCAUCGUAAUAUAUCUUGAUUGUGUUAGUUCAAGUACUUGACAAAGCAAGAAGUGUCAGAUUUUAUUGUUGGUACAAUAAACUGUUUAACUAAAAAAUUGUCUAAAAAUUUUCAAAUAGUGAAAACUUUACGUAAAUUACGUCGCAAAAUGAAGAAAAAUAAAGAUGACUUGAAUAACGAUCGUCAAAAGGCGAGUGUUUCUAAAGAAGUUUCUAAAAACUUCGUUGAUAAAAUCCUUGGAGAUGUUUCAAAAACUUCAGCAACUAAACAAAUUGCUAUUGGAGCAUCAUCAGGAUGGGUCACUGGUUUUCUGGCAAUGAAAGUCGGAAAAAUUGCAGCAUUCUCUGUUGGUGGUGGAAUAAUACUUCUUCAAAUAGCUGCAAAUCAUGGUUAUAUAAAAAUCAAUUGGGAUAAAAUACAAGAUAAGGCUGAGAAGUUGUCGGAUAAUAUAGAAGAGAAGAUUACGGGUGAAGGCCCAAAGCUUAUAGACAAGGUAGGAUUGUGGUGUCGACAAAAUACUUAUGUAGCCACAAGUUUUCUCGGUGGUUUUUUCAUUGGCCUAGCGAUGUAAUCAAUCGACAAUGCCCCAUUAUUGUGUUUAUUUUAUUCGGAAAAAGUAACUAGAAAAUUGCGAUUAAAAAAAACUUAUCUUGCCUUACCUUUUUUAUUGUGAAUGCAUCGAAUAAUAUAUUAUUCUUGUAAUUAAUAAUAAUUUUUAAUUUAUCUCUAGCAUUUUUUAUUUA
This is a messenger RNA of Chelonus insularis, 938 nucleotides long. Its product is annotated as FUN14 domain-containing protein 1. Lineage: Eukaryota; Metazoa; Arthropoda; Insecta; Hymenoptera; Braconidae. The coding region runs from base 344 to 766 and encodes 140 amino acids. The transcript is spliced from 3 exons. Gene Ontology annotation, biological process: autophagy of mitochondrion. Gene Ontology annotation, cellular component: mitochondrial outer membrane. The record is from RefSeq and is a predicted model, not a curated record.